Trichobilharzia szidati is the source of this 2067-nucleotide messenger RNA. The record is from the annotation of a GenBank genome assembly. NCBI's taxonomy places the organism in Eukaryota, Metazoa, Platyhelminthes, Trematoda, Strigeidida, Schistosomatidae.
AUGCGUUUUAUAACUCCUGAAAUAGCUUGGCAUGAAACACUACCAAUUUACUCAUGUGAUCUACAGAAUCGUGGGAAUAUAUUAGAUAAUAAUUAUAACAAUAUCAGUGGUGGUUGCAAUGAUUCCAAAUCUAUCCGAAUCCCUCUGGCCGAAAUCAAUGUGAAAAGUGUUAAAGAUUUGGAUCCUGAAUCAAAUUGGACUCGAUUGGCUACAGCUGGCGGAGAUAAUUUUGUUCGUUUAUGGCGUGUGCAGCUGAACUGGUUGGGUACAACUGCAAUAAAAACAAAACAAACAGAAUCUCAGUGUAGCGGUAGUAUAGUGACAACUACACUGCAGAAAUCAGAAAAUGAGAAAUUGAAACAGUUAGUGCAUUUGGCUUCCUUAAAACGUCAUGAAAAACCUGUAAAUGUUGUUCGUUGGUCACCCUCAGGUGAAUACCUUGCGUCUGCUGGAGACGAUCUAUUCAUAAUCAUAUGGUCGAAUCAAACAGUUAAUAACGGAGUAACUUCUUUGGUGGAUAUCUCAAUUAGUGUGAAAGAUGACGACGAUUAUGAUGCAUUAAAUGCUGAGGUUUGGAUUCCUUGUCGAAGUUUGAGACGCCAUUUGGAAGAUAUCUACGAUAUUUGUUGGUCGCCUGAUGAACGUGCACUUAUUUCUGGGUCUGUUGACCACUCAAUUAUUGUUUGGCAACUUGACUUAGCUCCUUCGUCAUCUCCUGCAACGGCAGUAGAAGACGUGGGGAAUGUUGGUGAUACAGCUUUGGAUAACGUAAACUGCACCCGACCGGAGAAUACAACAGUGUCAAAUGCAACGAACAUUCACUCCGGAAUUAAAGCUUUGAUUUUGCGUGAUCACAAACAUUAUGUCCAAGGUGUUACAUGGGAUCCCCUAGGUUUUUAUGUUGCCAGUCUGAGUAGCGAUCGAGCUUGUCGAAUAUAUCGAGCAGGAACCAAAAAUUGUUUAGCUCAUGUAUCGAAGGCAGGGAAACAACGUUUGUUCCAGGAUGAUUCCUGGAAGUCAUUUUUCCGACGAUUAACUUUUAGUCCAGAUGGUUUAUUUCUUGUUUGCCCGUCGGGAAACCUUGAGGAGGCUCAAUUCGCAGAGAUGCAAACGUCAAAUAAUGGUGCUCAGAAUUCCGACAGCGUGCUGGCAGCUAUUCCACCGGUCGCUCCACAACAUGCAGCGCAUAUUUUUGUACGUUCUAACUUCACCCGACCGGUAGUCAGUUUGCCCACAGGCUCUAAACCAGUGGUUGCAGUGCGCUUUUGUCCUCAACCUUUUCAAUUAAGACAAACUAGUUUCCUAAAUCAGAACACUACAAAUCAAUGUACGAAACUGUUCAAUCUGGAUUAUCGAUGGCUUUUUUGUUUAGUGUUGGAGGAUAGUGUACUUUUUUAUGACACCCAACAAAGUGUACCGUUUGCGCAGGCUUCUCAAUUGCAUUAUCAAGCUUUAAAUGAUGCAACAUGGUCGAAAGAUGGACAUUUAGUUGUGAUCUGUUCUACUGAUGGUUAUUGUUCCCUUAUUCACUUCGCUCAUGGUGAACUUGGUGCGCACUAUCGAGGUGUAUUCGGUGCAUCUAGUCCACAGCCUGCUCCAAUGGGGACUGCUAUUGUUGGCGAAAUGGAUAAAUAUCCCUCUAAUAAUGAUGUUGAAAUGGAGUUAGUGAAACCAGAUUCUACAGUGAGCGAAACUCCUAGUUAUGAAAAUGAUUCAUCUAAAGUUAACUCCCCAUCUGUAGACAUGUGCGACUUAAAUAAGUCCACGAAUGACCAGAAGAUAACAGAUAUAAGAUCGGACAAAAGUGCUACGAAUUUCGAUGACCGUGUGCUUCCACCUAAACCGCAGAAACGACGUGUACAACUAACCACUUUAUUGUCGUUCGUGGAGGCGGAUAACAGUAGCAAUAAAACAAAAUUCCCAACGCUUCAACAAAGAAUGUCAAGAAAACGAAGUCAUUUAAAUCGUGAUUUCGUCUUCUUAUCAACCGGGAGUGUGUGUGGACUUAUCAGAAAUGCAUUUUUCUUAUGUUGGGAUAUUCUGCAUUUAUUUGAUUGGCGUGCCUAG